CUUCAGAUCACAAACUAUCCUGGUUAUUCCCAAGUAGCAUAAAGUCCAAUAGAAGCAAGGCUACUGGCUACAAUGUCAAAACCCAAUAAUAUCGCCGAAAGCUUCUCAAACCUGGCUCUAGACCCCCUAGCACCCCCUCUUCCCCUCCUCACCAAGACCAAAACGUUCUCUCUCGGCAACCUCUUCACCAGCAAGACCCCUUCACUUCUCCAGACUACACCCAUAUCCUACUAUCCCCUCAAAGAGAACGAAAUCCGCCUCGUGAACCUCCACGCAGGACCCCCCUCAGCCCCAAUAACCCUCACAACCGAGUCCACCCCCCUCUCAUCCGCAGAAUAUACAGCACUCUCCUAUGUCUGGGGCGAUCCCUCUGACACCAUUUCCGUCCAUGUCGACAAUCACCUCUUCCACGCCACAAAAAACCUUCACUCCGCGCUCCAGCACAUCCGCCUCUUCCUGAAGCCACCACAGCUUGCCCCACUAUGGAUCGACGCAAUCUCGAUAAACCAGGCAGAUAUAGCAGAGCGAAGCCACCAGGUCUCGCACAUGCGGGAGAUUUACGAUUCAGCAGAGCUAGUCUUGACCUGGCUCGGAUCAGACCUCGGACCGGGGGUAACAUACCUCCGCGAACUCGGCGAGCACGCCCUCACCGUCUCUCGAAAGAGCAAAGAGCCCCCGAAGCUUCUACCCAGCCACGUGAAAGACCGAUAUACUACCAUUCGGGAAACCGUCAGAGUCUUUCAAUCUACCUAUUGGAACCGCGUCUGGACGGUACAGGAGUACACUGCCCCAACAGACCUCGGGGUCUUCCUCUCCGGUACGGCGUGGUUAGAUCGCACUGCCUUUUUACCCGCCACGAUACUCUAUACACAUGCACUUUACUGGCUCCGAGAUGGCCUGCGGAAGCGGGGGGCAGAUGCGUCGUUUGUGGACGCGACGCUCUCGCGGGUGAAAAAGGUUGCGCAUGAUCUCAAGAUGAGCUAUGCGCGGAUGGCAGCUUCCAACGUCCAUCAGAUUGAAUCAGAGAAUGGGAGGAAUUCUGUAGUUCACCAGUUCAAUCUCAUCAGCCUCCUCUUACGAUUCCGCGAUCUCCAAGCAACAGACCCCCGAGACCGCAUCUAUGCGCCCAUGAACCUCCUCCGUCAUAGUUCCAGAGAGGAACCCAUCAUCCCUGUCGACUAUUCUCUCAACAUACAGCAACUGUACACAUCCGUUGCCAGGCGUCUAGUGGAAGACGACGACUACUGGCCUCUAAGCAUCCUCGAAAUCUGUCGCUUCGGGUCAUCGGACUUACCAUCAUGGGUGCCUGACUGGCAAGUCCUUCCGAGAAAGGUACUUUCGAGAAGUGUCACCUCUGGAGAGCAAGUUCUCUGUGCGAGUAAAGGAUACUCCACGGAUGCGAAGCCGUGGAGGAUACUAGACGAGGCUCGGUUGCAGAUUACGACUGUACAGAUUGAUGACGUGGCGGAGGCCUGGGAGGCAUUUGAUGCUAUGAGUGUGCCUCGAACAAAGUCCUACCCAGCGUAUAAUCUGAUGAACCCUGGUGAGAAGUAUGUGAUUGGAGGGCAGACGAUGUUGGAAGCUUUCCAUGAACUGGCAGGGAUCGAGCCAAGAUCGGGAUAUGGUGACGAGGUGGAAAUUUACCGCCAAGAGGACUGGCAUCGCAAUCAAGGCAUGAUGAGUCGCUUCAAUCGCCGGAGACUGAUCCGCACUGAAAACGGACUCGUCGGCUUGGCUCCGGCUGAAGCUAUCAAAGGUGACAAGGUCUGGUUGGUUCAUGGCGCGAACAUGUUCUAUAUCUUCAGGCCUGUUGCGGACGAAAGAAGUCAUGUGCUUAUCGGUGAGAUUUACCUCCAAGGUCUCAUGAAUGGGGAGGCACGGGAGUUUUUAGGCGGGACUGGAAAGCAAACUGUCAUUACACUCGUUUAGGGUAUAACAUCUAUCAUGAUAAGGACCGACCCGAUAUCUACAAACUGUUCCCAUUUCCGCAUUAGACGUGCCGCAGUAGCAAGAGUCUGCGCCACCAUUCAUUAUCGAGUAUUCUUCUCUUUCUAUCCUUGGUGGCCAACAUCUUAAGCCCACUUUCCAAGCACACUCAUGAUAAUCAUGCCAGCGAUGAGACCGAAGAAAGCAAGGGUCGUGACGAUGGGGCCAGUGGUUAGGAGCUCCGCGCCAGGAAGCAUCCAGUCCUCGGCCCACAUCUCCACAACACCAACCCAGACGAGAAUACCAGCGGAGAGCGCGUCGAGGGUACCGAUGGCGAUGAUGGUGUCGCGGUCG
Colletotrichum godetiae is the source of this 2280-nucleotide messenger RNA. RefSeq names its product heterokaryon incompatibility protein-domain-containing protein. The coding region runs from base 73 to 1929 and encodes 618 amino acids. The record is from RefSeq and is a predicted model, not a curated record. NCBI's taxonomy places the organism in Eukaryota, Fungi, Ascomycota, Sordariomycetes, Glomerellales, Glomerellaceae. The transcript is spliced from 2 exons.